Molecule: messenger RNA, 2010 nt
Organism: Protopterus annectens (West African lungfish)
Lineage: Eukaryota; Metazoa; Chordata; Ceratodontiformes; Protopteridae
Gene: OCEL1
Product: occludin/ELL domain containing 1
Biological process (GO): bicellular tight junction assembly
Cellular component (GO): apical plasma membrane; bicellular tight junction; cytoplasmic vesicle
Source: RefSeq, a predicted model, not a curated record
AAAUCAGUUAUGUGGACAGCACAUAUAUCACAAAGACACAAAAAAGAAUUAAAUGUUGUAUGGUGACUUUUGUGUUUGCAAAAUUCGACACCACUAAAAUAUAAUCUUUGAAGGGACAUCAUCAAUACAAUGUAGGUCAACAAAUGAGAGUCUGCUGAACAGAAGGCAAAUUGCAAAAAUACACAAAGGAAUCAGCCAACACCUGAGGAAGGAAUCUGUAAACACUAUUAUUGACUAAUACAACUUCCAUCUGUUUGCCUGAGAUAUCCAACGAAGGACCUUUUCUGAUACACUCUGAAUCCUCCAAAGGACACUUACUGUCCAAUGCUAAGGUUAGCCAUCUGACACUAAAAAACAAUUCCUUCCAAUAUCCCGUAAGAAUAUAUUCCAAUGAUGGACAAAAAACACUGAAGUACAUCCUAGUGUUCAUUACAGCUCCAAAGACAGAGGAUGCUCCUAACUUUAAGUCUUACACUGGACCAGAAAUGGAGAUGCCAAGGAUACAAAGAUGAAAUGGAAGAAAACUUGAAGUUAAGUAAUAAUGCCAAGGAACAGCUAUGGACAGACACCUUCUCCGAAAGGAAUAAAGAGAUUCCGCUCAUUAAAAACAUUUACAACUCGUUAGAAUGCAGCAGUCAGAAAGUAAACUAUGAAGAAAAAGUGAAAACCUAUCACAUGAAGUACUCUUACAUGAAAUCAUGGCCUGGACUACUCAAGAUGUUGUGUGGAAUGGAGCUUAUUUUUGGAGCUAUGGUUGUUGCUUGUGUAUAUGCUAACAUUGAGAAGGACAAUAUGUGGUAUAAUCUUUUUGGAUAUCAGAUGCCAGGCAACCUUUAUGGAAAUAUCUAUUACAGUGGACCAAUGACUUCUUUUGUGCUGGUAGUAGCAGGCUUGUCAUGGAUUGUCACCGUGAUUUUGCUAGUCCUAGGCCUGUCUAUGUAUUAUAGAAUUAUUCUAUUAGACUCUCAGUGGUGGCCUGUCACAGAAAUUAUAAUCAAUGUCCUAAUGUUCCUCUUGUACAUGGCUGCUAGCAUAGUGUACAUCAAUGACAUUAAACGUGGGGGCCUGUGCUAUUCUUUGUUUGCCCAAAACCAAAUGUUUGCCCCAUUCUGCAAGACUGAAAGUGGGCAGAUAGGAGCCAUUGCCUUCCUGUUUGUAAAUGUGUUCAUGUAUAUAGCCAGUGUGAUUGUAUCUCUGAAGAUGUGGAGGCAUGAAGAAGCUCGGAAGGCAAAGGAAGUACUGCAAAUUAAGGAUUCAUCUGAAUUCUACACAGAGCUGGAAGAGAAAGAAUCAGAGAAAGUGGAGAUGUCAUCAGGGAACUUAAGCGGACAAGCUGCUAAACAUGUUAUAUUUUAUGAGGAAGAGCUGGACCACAGGUGCAUGACCCGAAGUAUCCCUGCAAUACGCAAACCAAAACCUCACUUCAUUCCAGACUACAAAAUUAAAUAUCCACCAAUUUCUACAGCAAAACAACGAGAGUGCUAUAAAGCUGUUUUCAAUGACCAGUACACAGAGUACAAGGAGCUUUAUGAAGAUGUCUUCAAUGCACUUGCAAAAUUUAAGGAACUUGAUGUCAUGUUGGAAAAGCUGCAUCAUCAUACAGAGAACCAGCAGGAAAAUGAAAGAAUCAGAAGCAUUAUGCAGGAUUACAGGAAGAAAAAGACGUGUCCCAUCUUUUUGGAGAAAAGGGAGCGUUGCGACUAUCUGAAAAAGAAAUUAACUCAUAUUAAACAGCAGAUCCAAGAAUAUGAUACCAGAACAAAGAAAGAUGAGUCAGGAGCAGCUGCAUUUUAGUGUUGGCCUGCAUCAUACAGUAGUUACUUUAGAAAUGGACCGAUGUAAAGGCAGUGAAAUCUGAAAGUAGUCAUAUUGAUCCCUCAUGUCUGAAGAACUGGCAGAGAUUUACAGCAAUGCUCUGAACCUUUCAUAAGUAUGUCUAUGUAAGGGGUGCAGAAUUAAACAGCACUAUACCUCCCGAGUAAGCCUCUGGUGUGGCAAGAGCUGAAGCAG